AUGCGUGACUGCAUCUCUACCUCAUCUGAGAAAUUUAUACACGGUUUCAAUUUUACAGCAGAAGAAAAGCAGGCUAAAGAUGCUUCACCAACCCCUCAGCUCAGUGUCUGGCAGUUUGCAAGCCCCUCUCUGCCUCCUGAACUGAGAAAGCUUCGUGGCAUUAUGGAGGCUGAGCAAGUCAACAGGCAUUCGCUGCGCCGAAGGAAGCGCUCCAUUCUGUUUCCCAGUGGAGUUAAGAUCUGCCCCGAUGAAUCUGUUGAACAGGCUAUUGCCAACCAUCUGAAAUACUUCAGGCUCAGAGUUUGUCAGGAAACAGUCUGGGAGGUCUUCAAGACAUUCUGGGAUAGACUGCCAGAGCGUGAAGAGUAUCACACCUGGAUGAGCCUGUGUGAGGAAGGAACAAUGAGCAUUUUUGAAAUGGGCAUGAACUUCAGUCAAUCUGAGGAGCACCGAAGUCUGAUUGUGAAGAAACUGUCCUAUACAAAGGAAGCAAUGGCUGGCUCCUGCACUGACUGGUCAUGUGGUGGAACUCCAACUCCAGCUUCAGAUGCUGACGUUACCACACUGAGAGAUGCAGCUGCCAAUGUUCCUCCUCCUCAUGAGGUCUCAAUUGAGAGUCCUCCAGGUGGUACCAGCCAUGAGAUUGAAGAUGCAGACACUACUAUCAAUAAUGAGAUAAAGAAGGAGGACGAGACUCCAGUGAGACCUGUAACUGAGCAGAUGAUUGAGUUCAGCAUUGUGAUUUCUGGAGAGAAGUACAGCGAGGAGUUGAGCGACCCAGCCACUGCAAAGUAUCAGCUACUCUCUGAACAAUUUGUUUCUCAGAUCCAAAAUGUAUUUGAAGGACUACCUGGAUACAAAAACAUCCAUGUCCUGGAAUUUAGCUCUCCUGAGGAGGACAGUGGGGUGGAAGUUCACUAUGCUGUUACAUUUGAUGGAGAAGCCAUCAGCAAUGCCACUUGGGACCUGAUUAACCUUCAUUCCAACAAGGUGGAGGACAACUCCUUUAUGGGAAUAGAAGAUAAUCCAACAGUUGUUUACACCAUCAGCGAUUUCCAAGAUUAUAUUGCUGAAAUUCUCCAGAAAAAUGCCUUGCUUGAAAACACUUCCUUGACGUUAGACCCUAACUCUCUUCAGCUUAUUAAUGUGAAAGAAAUAUUACACCCUAGCCAAGAAGAUUCAUCCUGGAUCACUGAGCAUCCAACUGUGUUGGAGCAUGUGGAGUUUGAUGAUAACACUUUUUCAGCUGAACGGCCUUCAGCAGAUGAAUCAACUGUCAGCAAUACCUUGCCCUUUGACUUCACCAAACCAGAUUCCACUUUAGAUAGUGAAGAGUCCAGCGACAAUGAAAUCCGACCAAGACCAGAAAGCUUGGACUCUGAGGUCAGUUUGAUACCUGAAGCUCCACUUUCCUCUGAGGCUGACAUCACAUCUUUGCCAGAUGGGCUGAAUUUAGAGGAUGGGAAUCAGACUCCUGCUUUGGUCACUGCACCAGUGAUAGAGCAUGAUUCUCUGGACUCUCUGGAGUGGCUUUCAGCCCCUGAUUCUUCAGAUGAGUUUGAAGAUACUGGACUAUCUGAUGACUUUCUUCUGCCUUCAAGUCCCCCUUCUCACCUCACGCCUGAAGAACCUCCAUCUACAGAUGAUUACACAGCUCCCCUGCUUUCUGCACCAACAGUGGCCUCCUCAUCAGUCAUGGAGACUGAUACAAAAAGAACAGUGACUGCUGAGAAGGAAGAAGUAACUCAGAGUAGUCCUGCAGACAGUAGCAGUGCAGAUUCUUUGUUGCACGAGUCUGUGGAAGAAAGUCCUUUUCCCUUAGAACGUGAAAAUGAUAUUUAUCUUGGAGAUAGAAUUAUAUUUGAUGAUGGAUCUGGUUCAGCUUUUGAUGGUUCAGGAAAAGGAAUGGAACCAAGUAUUUGGCCUUGGGAUGUGGCAACACUGGAACCAGUUUUCUACCCUGGUCCUGAUAGCUGGCUUGAUGAUGAUAAUGAUUCUUUGUUAAUCAGAACUGAAGAUAUUCCUGAAGGUCUGAUCUUAGAUUAUAUUCUUAACUCUAGGAAUAAAUUAGAUGAUCCUUCCAAAGAUGAGAAUGAAGGUGUGGCCAGUACAAAAGAGAAUUUCCUCGAUGAGUCUGAAAUAUUUGUCUUUCCAGAAACUACAACUCAGCAGGUACCUCUGCUACAGACAGGAGAGCCAUCAUCUGUGGAGCCAUCUACACAGAUGGAAACGCUGAGCAUGGAUGAUUCUUCUUUUGUUAAACCAUCCUUUGUUUUGGAGCCAUCAGAGGACUAUUCCUUUGCAGACCUGCCAACUGGAGAAGAUCCUUUCUUACCACACAGUACAGGUCUGUCUGUUGAAGAUAGUCUCCUUACAUCUACAGUAACUCUUGGUAUAGAGGAUAGUCUCCUUACAUCUACUGUAGCCCUCGGUGUAGAACAACCAGAAGAGUACAGUGUAGGUCAGGAGAUCAUUUCUGAAGCAGUUGAACAUCAAAAUGAAGACAGGCCAGCAGCGGGAGAAUUAUUCACAGCAGGGCAGUCAAAUGUAGCCGAAGCUGCUACGAUAGGUUACUUGGACAAAAGCUCUUUAGGAACUGUUCUGACUGCGGAACCUUUUGAGGUAAGCACUGAUAGUUCCACAGAAGAGCACCAAACCCUAGAUUCAUCAUUCGCAGACCGAGAGACUGGAUUAGCAAGAAAGAAGCCAGUUGAUGUUUGGCCUACUGAGAGAGUACUAGAGAAGACAUUAGAUCAGACAGUACAAUCAGCAAUGCCGACUGCAGCUCAAGUUUCAACUGUAGUUCCUUCUUUAAUAGAUCAAGCCACUGCUCUAGAUGGCUUUGCUGGGCAGGAUGGUACGGAACAUGACACACAUGUUUCCAUGAGUAUCAGCACCAUUCUGAAGUCCUAUGUAACUGUAACAGCAGGCACUGUUGAGCUUCCAUCUCAUCUCCCUCCUAUGGCAUCCACAGUGUCAUCAUCUGUGGUUACCUCAGCAAAGCUGGGAGAUGAAACAACAAGAGUCCUGGAUGUUUCAGUGGACCUGGAUCAUGUGAGCAUGGUCAGCUUUUCUCCUGAGCCGAGUGAGGAGGCAAAGAGUAUGACUGACAGUCAUGUGGAGCCAACUACCCAUGCCCACUCCACAGAGAUGGCCGGCGUGGCUUGGCCCACGCAUGAAAAUCACAAUAGCACUCCUGUUCCAUCACGAGCUUUAGUUGUGUUUUUCAGUCUUCGGGUUACUAAUAUGAUGUUUUCAGAAGACCUGUUCAAUAAGAAUUCCCCUGAAUAUAAAGCAUUAGAGCAACGAUUCUUGGAACUGCUGGUGCCAUACCUUCAGUCAAAUCUAACAGGUUUCCAGAAUCUGGAAAUCCUGAACUUCAGAAAUGGCAGCAUUGUGGUGAACAGUCGAAUGAAAUUUGCAAAACCUGUGCCUCGAAAUGUCACCAACGCUGUGUAUAUGAUCCUGGAAGACUUCUGCAACACUGCAUAUCACACCAUGAACCUGGCCAUUGAUAAAUACUCUCUGGAUGUGGAAUCAGGAGAGCAAGCAGAUCCCUGCAAGUUCCAGGCCUGCAACGAGUUCUCUGAAUGCUUAGUAAAUCGCUGGAGUGGGGAAGCUGAGUGCGUCUGCAAUCCUGGCUACCUGAGCAUUGACGGGCUGCCCUGCAAUAGCAUUUGUGAUCUGCAACCCAACUUCUGCCUGAAUGAUGGCAAGUGCGACAUCAGCCCUGGGCAAGGGGCCAUAUGUAGGUGUCGCGUAGGAGAGAACUGGUGGUACAGAGGGGAGCACUGUGAAGAAUAUGUGUCUGAGCCACUGGUCGUGGGUAUUGCCAUUGCUUCUGUGGCAGGAUUCCUUCUGGUGGCAUCUGCUGUUAUCUUCUUCUUGGCAAGGACCCUUCGAGACCAGUACACAAAGAGCGACACCGAGGACUCACAGGGGCAGGGUGACAGCCUCUCGUCCAUUGAGAACGCAGUUAAAUACAACCCCAUGUAUGAAAGUGAUACGACUGGCUACAGCCAUUAUUAUCGCAGAUACCCUCAGCUAACGUCCUACAGUUCUACCAGUGCAGAGACAUCCACCGACUACAGCAGUGAAGAGAUAAGGCACAUUUAUGAAAACAGUGAGCUUACUAAGGAGGAAAUUCAGGACAGAAUUCGAAUUAUAGAGCUCUACGCUAAGGACCGUCAGUUUGCAGAGUUCGUUAGGCAGCAUCAAAUGAAGCUGCUUUAAGAAAAAAAAAAAAAAAAGAAAUCAGUAGAGAGCACGUGGAAGAUAAAGACUACCUUGUUGCCAUAGCAAUGGGCUCAGUUGUAACUGCAAAGUUACUUAUAGUCUUAACAUUGCAUGGAUGGAUACAGAUGUUUUCUAAAUGAAUGGCUGAAAUGUACAGAUGUCUGUUUAUCUCAAUUACCUCUGGCUUCUCUGCUUAAAGUGACAUUUUUAAGAGGUAAUCAGAAGUGACAGAGGUUAUGAAAGUUCAUUUUUCAUUAACUCUGAAAUGGACAGUGGUAAUUUGUAUACCAAGGCAAAAAAAAAA
Phasianus colchicus (ring-necked pheasant) is the source of this 4540-nucleotide messenger RNA. Lineage: Eukaryota; Metazoa; Chordata; Aves; Galliformes; Phasianidae. The record is from RefSeq and is a predicted model, not a curated record.